AUGGCAACUAAAACAGUUACAAUUCAUUGCCAGGAAGAGCAAGCACACCAGAUGUCCCACAGUAUGGCGAUGUCUUCACAGAUCAGGAAAAAGGCAUUUAAAUCCAGAAAUGAAGAAGCAUCUUACUCAGAGUUCUAUCCCAUCAUUCCCGGGGACCUGAUGUCUGCAAAGGAGCUUCUGGAGAUCGGCAGCUUCCCACGACACAGGACAUGGGAAGUCCUAAAACAUACCAUGGCUGAAGAUGAGCAGCGAGUAAGAGACAAAUGGACCCUGUUUGGAAAUGAGGCUGAGAAAGUGGAGGUGGAGGUGAUCCGGAACCAACGCACUGUCCGGACCAGGGCGGACCGCCUAGCACUGCGUCAGCAGGCGGAGCGCAAGGCUGCAGCCCACAUGAAGUUCGUAGAGGACCUGAGCCUGAAGCCCCCAGAUUUCCCUGUCCCACUCCGGAGCCACUCUGUGUGGGAGGGCAUGGGAGUCACGCUGACCUGCACUGUGCAGGGCUGCCCCACCCCACAGGUCACCUGGUACAAGGAUGGGGUUCCUCUUUGUUCAUCCCACCAACCCUGGAACUACAAAUUGAAGCAGACGUAUGGCCUUAACUGCCUUGAGAUCCGGAGAACAUCAGUAGAGGAUGCAGGGGAGUAUAAGGCUGUGGCCUGGAGCUCGCUUGGUGAAGCCAUGACAUUUGCCACCUUGCAAGUGAACUCAUAUAAAGAUGGCAAGGCUGGACUGGGACUUUGCCAGGCCUCAUCCCCGGUUGUGGAGCAGGAAGCCCAUUUUGAGGACACCUUUCCCCCCACUUUCAUCACAGAGGGAGAACCUUUCACCCUCCAUUGUGGCUUCUCAUCACCAUUGCUACCCUUCCAGCAGGAUGUGACCUGGCUGAAAGAUGGAGUCCCACAGUGUGAAUCCAGCAGGGUGCUGCUCCAGACCACCCUCCGGUCCACCUCCAUGACCCUGAAGAGCGUUCACAAGGAGCAAGAGGGGGUGUACACUGUAUGCUUACGUACACAGGAAGGGAUCAAAGAGCACAGUGCAUAUAUCUAUGUCAGAGACGGGACAGCAGCGAUGCCAGGGGCACCAGGCUCACCCCUGGAUGUGCAGUGCACUGAUGUGAACAAGGACUACGUGUUCCUCACUUGGAAACCCCCCAGUGCAGAUGGAGCCAGUGCUGUGAGGGGUUACUUUGUAGAGAGCUGUGACAUCAGCACAGGGGAAUGGAUGCGCUGCAGUGACUCUCCACAGAAAGAGUGCCACUUCCCUGUAAGGGGUCUAAAGGAGAAUACCAUGUACCAGUUCCGUGUCCGGGCGGAAAAUCAAGCUGGUGUGGGUCGGCCCUCCAGGUCCUCUGAACCUGUCCUCACCUCUGACCCUGCGGAGCCUGGCAGAAUCAUGGUGGUCAAAGUGCACAACGGAAAGGAGAUUGUUAUCAGCAAAGACCAGCUGGAAGGUGAAGUCCGGGUACCCCUGCCGCCUACAGGUGUUCACGCCUGUGAGGUCAGUGACUCCUAUGUGGUCUUACACUGGACUGAGCCAGAUCCACGUGGCCGUGAACCGCUUACCUUCUACGUGGAGCAGUCUUUGGCCGGACAGAACAGCUGGCACCUAGCCAGUCUGGAUCAGAUAGUGGCCUCUCCUAGGUUCGUCCUCUUCGACCUGCAGAAGGACAAAGCCUACUGCUUCCGUGUGCGCUCCAUCAACAAGUACGGUGUGAGCGAGCCCUCCCUGCCCAGUGUCCCCAUCUCGCUGGGGGACCCCCAAGCACCCCCCCAACCACCACAUGCUGUGCAGGCUUUCCGGGACACAGACACUUCAGUCCUGUUGCUGUGGAAGGAGCCCACGGUUACAGGGGGAAUCCUGGGCUACUACCUGUAUUGCUGUGAGGCUGGAACAGACAACUGGACAACGGUCAACAACAAGCCAACUACUGGCACCAGGUUUACAGUGCAUGGGCUCGCUACUGGAAAGAAAUAUGUCUUUCGAGUGAAAUCAGUGAGCCAGGCGGGUAACAGCAAGUACUCAGAAGAGUCCACUGCCAUCCAGGUGAAAUCAGCCCUCUGCGCCCCAUCGAGACCCUCAGGCAUUGCCCUACUCAACUGCACAGGGACCGAGAUGGUGAUCGGCUGGAGGGCUCCUGCCAGCAAUGGUGGGGACCCCAUUAGAGGUUACUACCUGGACCAGAGAGACACAACAUCCACAGACUGGCAUGAGGUCAAUGUGAAGCCCAGCAAAGAGAGGGUUUACAAGGUUGACAGCCUCUUGAGAGGGCUUUGCUACCAGUUCCGGGUUUUUGCAACCAAUGUGAUUGGUUUAGGGAAACCCUCUGAUCCCAGUGAAGCGUUUCUCUGCGAACCAUGGACCAUGGCAGAACCAGGGUGUCCCUAUGACCUGGUGUUGAGAGAGGUACGCAGAAAUUCAUUGGUCCUACUGUGGGAGAAGCCACUGUAUGAGGGACAAAGCCAGGUCACUGGCUACCUGGUGGAGAUCAGCACACCGGGAGAGGUGGAGAACUGGACUGCGGUGACCUCAGGGCUAACCACAGACACUCAUCUCAGGGUGUCAGGUUUGGAUGCAGGUAAAACCUAUAUUCUGCGCGUGUCUGCAGUCAAUGGGGCUGGAGUAGGCAUGCCCUCGCUACCCUCUCAGCCCGUCACUGCUCAGACAAAGCCAGGAACAAAGGAUGUGGAGAUUGGCGUGGACAGUGAUGGCUUUAUUUUCCUGGGACUCGAGGCUCCCAGAUGGGUUGAUGGCAGCCAGCUGUUGUGGUCCAAGAACUACCGAGAAGCCAUCGAUGCUGGGCGAGCACGUGUGGAGGCCACAAAAAACAGGUCCACACUCACCUUCACGAGCCCCACUGAGGAGGACCUGGGACUGUACACUGUGGAGUUGAUUGAAAACCCAGAUGUCUCCUCUAGCUACCAGUUCACUGCAGAGGAUCUCGAGAGGAUGCUGGAGCUUAGCUGGCAAAUCAGAAACCCAUUGAUCACCCUGAAGACCCCCUGGCAGGUGGAAGUGACACAGCAGGGUGCUGUGCGGCUGUGGCUGCAGACGGAGCCACUGACAGAGGACGCCGAGCUCUGCCUCGUCUUCAACGACAAGGAGAUCUCUAGCAGACCUGAGCGAAAGAUUAACUUCCAUAAAGCCAGUGGGAUUGUGGAGAUUCUGAUUGACCACCUGUCCCCAGCAGACGAAGGCUCCUUCACCGCCCAGCUUCGAGAUGGACGGGCAAAGAACCAGUUCACCCUGGUUUUUGUGGAUAAGAAGUUCCACCAGACAAUGACACGGGCUGAGGCCAACAAGCGAAACUGGAAGAGAAAGUCAGGACCGCAUUUCCUGGAGUUCUUGUCUUGGAAGGUGACCGAGGAGUGUGAAGUAAUAUUCAGAUGCAAGGUCACCAAUGUGGGUAAAGAUACUCGGUUGAAAUGGUUCAAAGAUGGAGGGGAGAUCACAGAAUUUGUGCAUGACCAGCAGACUGGAAUUAGCACCUUCACCAUUGCACAGGCCACCAAGAAGGAGGCAGGUGUCUACAAAACGGUGGUUUCAGACAUCAGGGGAGAAGAUGUGAGCACCCUGGAGAUGGUGGAUGGAGAGUUCGAAAAGCUUCAGCAACACCUCAGCAAGCAGUGUGCACUCUCUGCCGGUCCCAUUGAAGUCCAGUCGACCGCUCAGGGUUUCAGGCUCUGCUGUUCUCUAAAGUACUACCUGAGCUACCUGAAGACGAGCUGGUUUUUCAAAGAGAAGAGGAUUGACCAGCAGGACAGGACUCGGCCUGGCAGCAGCAUGCAUAAGGUGUGGAUAGAGAUCAUAGGCCCCACCGAGAACGACAAGGGCAAAUACAUUCUGGAGAUGUUUGAUGGGAUGGAGACACACAAGCGCACCCUGGACCUUUCUGGACAAGUAUUUGCUGAUGCCAUGUUGGAAUACCAGAGGCUAAAACAAGUGGCAGUUGCAGAAAAAAACAAAGCAAGAGUGACAAAGGGCCUCCCUGAUGUGGUGGCUAUUAUGGAAUCUAAGACCCUGUGCCUAACCUGCUAUGCGGAGGGUGAACCUGCCCCCGAGAUGUUCUGGCUCAAGAACGACCGGGAAAUUGUGUCAGGCGGGCAGUACAGCAUCAGGCAUGACCACCAGUGCAUAGCUCUCACCAUCCAUGGGGUCUCCGUUGAGGACUCCGGCCUAUAUAGUGUACUUGUACGUAAUAAGUAUGGUUCUCAAAAUGUUCAUGUGACAGUGAGUGUUUAUAAGCGCGGUGAGAAGCCCAGGGCUGAUGCCAUUGAAAUGUCAUAG
Scleropages formosus (Asian bonytongue) is the source of this 4284-nucleotide messenger RNA. It is a transcript of the gene myom3, whose product is annotated as myomesin 3. NCBI's taxonomy places the organism in Eukaryota, Metazoa, Chordata, Actinopteri, Osteoglossiformes, Osteoglossidae. Bases 1 to 4284 code for a protein of 1427 amino acids. Gene Ontology annotation, molecular function: protein binding. Gene Ontology annotation, cellular component: M band. The transcript has 36 exons. The record is from RefSeq and is a predicted model, not a curated record. Gene Ontology annotation, biological process: sarcomere organization.